This is a messenger RNA of Miscanthus lutarioriparius, 3168 nucleotides long. NCBI's taxonomy places the organism in Eukaryota, Viridiplantae, Streptophyta, Magnoliopsida, Poales, Poaceae. The record is from the annotation of a GenBank genome assembly.
AUGGGCGAGGCGGCGCCACCGGUGCCCACCGCCGGCGGCGACGCGGACGACCUAUCCGCGUUCCCGGCGUGGGCGCGGUCGGUGUCGGACUGCGAGGUGCGGCUGGGGGCCUCCAUCACCCGCGGCCUCUCCUCCGCCGAGGCCGCGGCGCGGCUGCGCGUCCACGGGGCGAACGAGCUGGCGGAGCACCCGGGCCCGUCGCUGCUGCGGCUGCUGCUGGACCAGUUCGAGGACACGCUGGUGCGCAUCCUGCUCGCGGCCGCCGCCGUCUCCUUCCUCCUCGCGCUCUCCUCCUCCGGCGCCGCCCCGACGCUCGCCGCCUUCGUCGAGCCGCUCGUCAUCUUCCUCAUCCUCGUCGUCAACGCGGCCGUCGGGGUGUGGCAGGAGGCCAACGCGGAGCGGGCGCUGGACGCGCUGCGUGAGAUCCAGUCCCACCACGCCGUGGUCCUUCGCGACGGCGGCUGGGUCCCCGCGCUGCCCGCGCGGGACCUCGUCCCCGGCGACGUCGUGCAGCUCCGCGUCGGGGACAAGGUGCCCGCCGACAUGCGCGUCGCGAGGUUGCUCACCUCCACGCUCCGACUCGAGCAAGGGUCGCUGACCGGGGAGACGGCGUCCGUCAACAAGACCUCCCGGGCCGUGGCGGUGGAGGACGCCGACAUCCAGGCCAAGGAGUGCAUGGUGUUCGCCGGCACCACCGUCGUCAACGGCGCCGCGCUCUGCAUCGUCGCGCGCACCGGGAUGGCCACGGAGAUCGGCGCCAUCCACGCGCAGAUCCACCAGGCGUCGCAGGAGGACGACGACACGCCGCUCAAGAAGAAGCUCAACGAGUUCGGGGAGGCGCUCACCAAGAUCAUCGGACUCAUCUGCGCGCUCGUCUGGCUCAUCAACGUCAAGUACUUCCUCACCUUCGACCUCCAGGGGGGAUGGGUGCCCAGGAACGUGAAAUUCUCCUUCGAGAAGUGCACCUACUACUUUGAGAUCGCCGUCGCCCUCGCCGUCGCCGCCAUACCCGAGGGCCUGCCCGCCGUCAUCACCACCUGCCUCGCGCUCGGGACCAGGAAGAUGGCUUCCAAGAAUGCGCUCGUCAGGAAGCUGCCUAGCGUCGAGACCCUCGGCUGCACCACUGUCAUCUGCUCCGACAAGACCGGGACGCUCACCACCAACAAGAUGUCAGUGGCCAAGCUCGUGGCCAUCGGUGAUUCUUCACAGGAGGUUAGGAGCUUCAAGGUGGACGGUACUACCUACGAUCCUCAUGACGGGAAAAUUCACGACUGGCCUGCUGGGAGCAUCGAUGCCAACCUUGAGACGAUCGCCAAGGUCGCAGCUGUGUGCAACGAUGCCAAUGUGGCACAUUCUUCGCAGCAGUAUGUUGCCACUGGAAUGCCGACAGAGGCAGCUCUAAAGGUUCUGGUUGAGAAAAUGGGCCUGCCUGGAGGAAAGAAUGGUCUGUCCUUGGAUCCGUCUGAGACAUUAGGCUGCUGCAAAUGGUGGAACAAUGUUGCCAAAAGGAUCGCUACCCUCGAGUUUGAUCGCACAAGGAAAUCAAUGGGUGCCAUUGUGAAAACCAGUUCAGGAAGCAAUGCCCUGCUCGUGAAGGGAGCUGUUGAAACUUUACUUGAACGAAGUAGCCACCUUCAACUGAAGGAUGGUUCCGUGGUGCCAUUAGAUGAGAAAGCAAAGAAAACUGUCCUGGCAAGCCUCCAUGAGAUGUCAACCAAAGCUCUGCGCUGCCUCGGUUUUGCAUACAAGGAGGAUCUAGCAGAAUUUGCAACAUAUGAUGGCGAAAACCAUCCUGCUCAUAAGCUCUUGCUGGAUCCGGCCAAUUAUGCAGCUAUUGAGACUGACCUAAUAUUUGCGGGUCUUGUGGGCCUAAGGGACCCUCCCAGGGAAGAGGUCUAUGAUGCUAUUGAAGAUUGUAGAGCUGCAGGCAUCCGUGUUAUGGUGAUAACAGGGGACAACAAAGAAACUGCUGAGGCAAUAUGCCGUGAAAUUGGUGUGUUUUCACCUGAUGGGGAUAUCACCUUCAAGAGCCUUACAGGGAAGGAGUUCAUGGCGCUUGAGGACAAGAAGGCGCUGCUACGCGGGAAAGGUGGCCUUCUGUUCUCUAGGGCAGAACCUAGGCACAAACAAGAGAUUGUGAGGUUGCUGAAAGAAGAUGGGGAGGUUGUCGCCAUGACUGGAGAUGGAGUCAAUGAUGCCCCUGCUCUGAAACUGGCUGACAUUGGUAUAGCUAUGGGCAUUACUGGAACUGAGGUUGCCAAAGAGGCCUCUGACAUGGUGUUGGCUGAUGACAAUUUCAGCACUAUAGUUUCUGCAGUUGGUGAAGGAAGAUCUAUUUACAACAACAUGAAAGCUUUCAUAAGAUACAUGAUUUCCUCAAACAUUGGUGAAGUUGCUUCUAUUUUCCUAACUUCUGCCUUGGGCAUUCCUGAGGGGUUGAUACCUGUUCAACUUCUGUGGGUCAAUCUUGUCACCGAUGGUCCCCCUGCAACUGCUUUAGGUUUCAAUCCUCCUGACAAGGACAUCAUGAAGAAGCCACCUAGGAGGAGCGAUGAUUCACUGAUCACUCCCUGGAUUUUGUUCCGCUACCUGAUAAUUGGCCUUUAUGUUGGGAUUGCAACUGUUGGCAUCUUUGUCAUAUGGUACACACAUGGGUCUUUCAUGGGCAUUGACCUUACUGGAGACGGUCACACUCUUGUCAGUUACUCACAGCUUUCAAACUGGGGCCAGUGCUCUUCCUGGGACAACUUCACCGCUUCACCUUUCACUGCUGGAACUAAAACUUUCACAUUCGACGACCCAUGCGACUACUUCCACACAGGAAAAGUGAAGGCAACAACGCUGUCCCUCUCUGUCCUGGUGGCAAUCGAGAUGUUCAACUCGCUCAACGCUCUCUCUGAAGACAGCAGCCUGCUCACUAUGCCGCCCUGGGUCAACCCAUGGCUGCUCGUCGCGAUGUCGGUGUCGUUCGCGCUCCACUUCCUGAUCCUCUACGUGCCGUUCCUUGCUACAGUGUUUGGCAUCGUUCCACUGAGCCUGAACGAGUGGCUGCUGGUUCUGCUGGUCGCUCUCCCGGUGGUGCUCAUCGACGAGGCUCUCAAGUUCGUGGGCAGGUAUACAAGCUCUCCCGGCCCCAAGAGGCGGUCGAGGAAGCAGAAGGGCGAGUAA